AACUCCAUCCUGCUGCAUGCGGAGCCGAGGCUGAUGGGGUGGUGGCAUGAGGAGGUGUCACUCUGAGGUUCCCCCUCAGCUCCUUCCUAACCUCUGGCGUUUGGUGUCUGCAGAAUGGCGCGUUUUGGAGACGAGCUACCCAACAGGUAUGGUGGAGGAGGAGGAGGAGGAGGAGGAGGUGGUGGCGGUGGUGGCGGGGGUGCCGGCGGACAAGGGGGGCCCGGCCGCGGCGGCAGCAGGCAAGGGGGCGCCCCGGGGGCGCAGCGGAUGUACAAGCAGUCGAUGGCCCAGAGAGCCCGGACCAUGGCCCUGUACAACCCCAUACCCGUCCGGCAGAGCUGCCUAACGGUCAACCGCUCCCUCUUCCUCUUCAGCGAAGACAACUUGGUGAGGAAAUACGCCAAAAAGAUCACCGAGUGGCCUCCGUUUGAGUGGAUGAUCCUCACCACCAUCAUUGCAAACUGCAUCGUCCUGGCUCUGGAGCAACAUCUACCUGAUGGAGACAAGACGCCUCUGUCCGAACGACUGGAAGAGACAGAGCCUUACUUCAUAGCCAUCUUCUGCUUUGAGUCGGGGAUUAAGAUCCUGGCUCUGGGUUUUGCGUUACACAAGGGCUCCUAUCUGAGGAACGGCUGGAACGUCAUGGACUUUGUGGUUGUGCUCACGGGUAUUUUGUCGUCUGUUGGGUCUCAGCUCGACCUGAGGACACUACGAGCCGUCAGAGUGCUGCGACCACUGAAGCUGGUGUCUGGGAUUCCCAGCCUGCAGGUGGUGCUCAAAUCCAUCAUGAAGGCUAUGAUCCCCCUGCUGCAGAUCGGCCUGCUGCUGUUCGUGGCCAUCCUCAUGUUUGCCAUCAUCGGCCUGGAGUUCUACAUGGGAAAGUUCCACACCACCUGUUAUGAUGAAAUGACGGGAGAGACCGUGGACGAUUUGCCGUGUGGCACCGUGUUGCCGUCCCGGUUGUGUCCUAAUGGCACACUAUGCAGAGGCGGCUGGCUCGGACCCAACUACGGCAUCACCCAGUUCGAUAACAUCCUGUUUGCUGUGCUCACCGUCUUCCAGUGCAUCACCAUGGAGGGAUGGACAGAAAUGCUGUAUUAUAGCAAUGAUGUGGAGGGCAGUGCCUGGAACUGGAUGUACUACAUCCCUCUCAUCAUCAUUGGCUCCUUCUUCAUGCUCAACCUGGUGCUGGGUGUACUCUCAGGUGAAUUUGCCAAAGAGAGAGAGCGAGUGGAAAACAGAAGUGAGUUCCUCAAGCUGAGGCGACAGCAGCAGAUCGAGAGGGAGCUCAACGGAUACCUGGAGUGGAUCUGCAAAGCAGAGGAGGUGAUUCUGGCUGAGGAUGAUGGUACAGGGAACUUUGAUGGUGCAAGGCGAAGGCCAACCAUCAAAACCAAAAACAACAAGACGGAGCUGCUGAACCCUGAGGAGGGCGAGGACAACAUGGGAGACGCAGUCGGUUUUGCCCGCUCCAGUAUAAAGAGCGGCAUAGACGGCUCUAAUUACAGUAAGAGCGAGCGACGCAUGCGAUUCUUCAUCCGCAAGAUAGUGAAGACGCAGGCUUUCUACUGGACGGUCCUCUGCCUGGUCGGCCUCAACACCAUGUGUGUGGCUGCUGUGCACUACGACCAGCCCGAGCUCCUCUCUGACUUCCUCUUCUAUGCAGAGUUUAUUUUCCUGGGUUUGUUCAUGUCUGAGAUGCUGAUCAAGAUGUAUGGUCUGGGCAUCCAGCCCUACUUUCACUCCUCAUUCAACUGCUUUGACUGUGUGGUCAUCGUGGGCAGCAUCUUCGAGGUGGUGUGGGCCACUAUCAAACCAGGCACAUCCUUUGGUAUCAGCGUGUUACGGGCUCUGCGACUGCUGCGCAUCUUCAAAGUCACCAAGUACUGGGCUCCUCUUCGAAACCUGGUGGUUUCUCUGCUAAACUCCAUGAAGUCCAUCGUCAGUUUGCUGUUCCUCCUCUUCCUCUUCAUUGUGGUGUUUGCCUUGUUGGGGAUGCAGCUGUUUGGAGGACAAUUCAACUUUGAAAACGGAACGCCGCCGACGAACUUUGACACGUUUGCAGCAGCGAUCAUGACCGUGUUUCAGAUCCUGACAGGAGAGGACUGGAAUAUGGUGAUGUACAACGGCAUUAAGUCCCAGGGUGGAGUCAAUGACAAAGGGAUGGUGUUCUCCAUCUUCUUCAUCGUCCUCACACUCUUUGGGAACUACACUCUGCUUAAUGUGUUCUUGGCCAUCGCUGUUGACAAUCUGGCCAACGCACAGGAGCUCACAAAGGAUGAGGAGGAACAAGAGGAGGCAGCCAAUCAGAAGACAGCACUUCAGAAGGCCAAGGAGGUGGCGGAAGUCAGCCCGCUGUCAGCUGCCAACCUCACCAUCGCUGCUAAGGAGCAGCAGAAGAACCACGCCAAGGGCAACAAGUCGGUGUGGGAGCAGAGGACGAGUGAGAUCCGCAGACAGAACCUGAUGACGAGCCGAGAGGCGCUCUACAAUGAGCUGGAGCAGGAAGACUGGAAGGUGGGAGGAGAGGGAGAGGAGGUGUCGUAUCCACGGCAGGGACGCGGUGACAUGAAGACCCACUUGGACCGGCCACUGGUGGUCAACCCACAGGACAACCGCAACAACAACACCAACAAGACCCAACCUGGGGAACUUCCUCUGGAGCAGGAGUACCAGCAGCAGGACCACAGAGCUGCCCACAACCACCACCACCACCACCACCACCACCACCACCACCACCAUCAGAAGACCACAGGCCAGCCAACAGGCCAGCCAACAGAGCCUCACGUGAAGCAUGGAUUCAGCUGCACGUCUCUGGGAAACAUAGAGGGCGGCGUGGUGGGCCAGCAGGGGGAGGAGAGGCGGAGCCACAGGAGCCACCGCAGCCACAGACACAGGAACAGGGAAGGCAGGGAGGCGCGCAGUGCAUCGCCCCACCACAGUGAGGGGGGAGAGGCCAACCCUGAGCACAAGAGGUCCAGGCACCGCAGGACAGCCAGGGAGGGCGAGGAGUGCACCAGGAGACACAGAUCCAGGGGGGCGGAGGUCGAGGGGGAGAAAGGCGAGGAAGGGGAGGGACGCAAAUCCAGACGCCAUCGCCACUGCAACCAGGAGCGGAGCAGAGGACGUCGUGGCAGGAAAGAGCACCACAGCACUGGUCCCAGUCUCUCCACCACGCGACCCGUACAGCAGUACAACGAGGACCUGGACAACUUCCGCAACAACAGCAAGCUGGCCAGUGCCCACGAGCACGAGUACGACCUCCCACCAGAUCAUCCCGACCACCCGGACCACGUCAACAACCUGCUGAACUGCCGUGACGCCGACACCCACACCCUGCUCCACAGCAUGGACAGCCUGAUCCUGACCAGCAUGGCCAAACCGGAUUACACCACCAUAGACCUGCCCCCGGUCUACCCCUACCCGUCCACCAACGCCAUCCUGCAAGUGAACAAGAACGCCAACACCGACCAGAAAAAGAGCGAGGAGAAGAAGGAGGAGGAAGACGAGGGAGGAGAUGAUGAUGGACCUAAGCCUAUGCCUCCUUUCAGCUCCUGCUUCAUCCUGUCCACCACCAACCCGUUUCGUGUGUGCUGUCACUACAUCCUGACUCUGAGGUACUUUGAGUUCAGCAUCCUGUCCGUCAUCGCCAUGAGCAGCAUCGCCCUCGCUGCAGAGGACCCUGUGUGGCCGGACUCACCGCGAAACAAUGUGCUGCGUUAUUUUGACUACGUUUUCACAGGCGUCUUCACAUUUGAAAUGUUGAUCAAGAUGGUGGUGCUGGGCUUGUUCCUCCACCAGGGCUCCUACUUCCGCGACUUGUGGAACAUUCUGGACUUUAUAGUGGUUAGUGGUGCUCUGGUGGCCUUCGCCUUCACGACCAGCACCCGGGGGAGCAGCAAGGGCAAAGACAUCAGUACAAUCAAGUCCCUUCGUGUGCUGAGGGUGCUGCGUCCACUCAAGACCAUCAAGCGUCUCCCCAAGUUAAAGGCCGUGUUUGACUGUGUGGUCAACUCUCUGAAGAAUGUCCUCAACAUCCUGAUCGUCUACAUGCUCUUCAUGUUCAUCUUUGCUGUCGUGGCCGUGCAGCUUUUCAAGGGUCGAUUCUUCUUCUGCACGGACGAGUCCAAGGAGUUUGAGCGCGACUGCAGGGGCGAGUACUUGGUCUAUGAUAGGGAUGAGGUAAAAGCUCAGAAGCGGGAGUGGAAGAAGUACGAUUUUCACUAUGACAACGUGGCUUGGGCCCUGCUCACCCUCUUCACUGUGUCCACUGGAGAGGGGUGGCCACAGGUGUUAAAGCACUCAGUGGACUCCACCUAUGAGAAUCAGGGCCCCAGCCCAGGCUACAGGAUGGAAAUGUCCAUCUUUUACGUGGUGUACUUUGUUGUCUUCCCCUUCUUCUUCGUGAACAUCUUUGUGGCUCUCAUCAUCAUCACCUUCCAGGAACAGGGGGAUAAAAUGAUGGAGGAUUACAGCUUAGAAAAGAAUGAGAGAGCUUGUAUAGAUUUUGCCAUCAACGCCAGGCCUCUGACUCGCCACAUGCCCAAGAACAAGCUAAGCUUUCAGUAUCGCAUGUGGCAGUUUGUAGUGUCUCCGCCCUUUGAGUACAGCAUCAUGGCUCUGAUCGCGCUCAACACCAUCGUCCUCAUGAUGAAGUUCGACGGUGCAUCAGAUAAUUACGAUAAUGUCCUAAAGUACCUCAACAUUGUGUUUACCACCUUUUUCUUCAUGGAAUCGAUCCUCAAGAUCAUUGCCUUUGGCCCUCUGAAUUAUUUCAGAGACGCCUGGAACAUCUUUGAUUUUGUCUCUGUCCUUGGAAGCAUCACUGACAUAUUGGUGACAGAAAUAGGGAAUAACUUCAUCAACCUGAGCUUCCUGCGGCUGUUCAGAGCUGCUCGCCUCAUCAAGCUGCUCAGACAGGGAGAGACCAUUCGCAUCCUGCUGUGGACCUUCGUCCAGUCCUUCAAGGCUCUGCCGUACGUGUGUCUCCUCAUCGCCAUGCUCUUCUUCAUCUACGCCAUUAUCGGCAUGCAGUUGUUUGGUAACCUGGCCCUGGACGAGGAGGGAGAAAGUGCCAUUAGUGAGCACAACAACUUCAGAACCUUUGUCAUGGCGCUGAUGCUGCUGUUCAGGAGUGCCACCGGGGAGGCGUGGCAUGACAUCAUGCUGGCGUGUCUGGGAGGCAAGGAGUGUGACCCGGCCUCAGGGAACACAGAGCCCGAGUGUGGCAGCACCUUCGCCUACACUUACUUUGUCUCCUUCAUCUUCCUCUGCUCUUUCCUGAUGCUGAACCUGUUUGUGGCUGUGAUCAUGGACAACUUUGAGUACCUGACCAGGGACUCGUCGAUCCUCGGGCCUCAUCACCUGGACGAGUACGUAAGGAUAUGGGCUGAGUACGACCCCGCGGCCUGCGGGCGCAUACAUUAUAAGGAUAUGUACAGUUUAUUGCGAGUUAUCUCCCCUCCCCUGGGCCUUGGCAAGAAAUGCCCUCAUAGGGUGGCCUGCAAGAGGCUGCUGCGCAUGGAUCUGCCGGUUGCCGAUGACAACACGGUGCAUUUUAACUCCACCCUCAUGGCUCUGAUCAGGACAGCACUGGAUAUAAAGAUUGCGAAGGGAGGUGCAGACAAGCACCAGAUGGACGCAGAGCUGAGAAAAGAGAUGAUGGCCAUUUGGCCAAACUUAUCCCAGAAGACGCUGGACCUGCUGGUCACACCACACAAGGCAGCCACAGACUUGACAGUGGGCAAAAUCUACGCCGCCAUGAUGAUCAUGGAAUACUACCGGCAGAGCAAGACCAAAAAACUGCAGGCCCUGCGUGAGGAACAGAACCGAACGCCAUUAAUGUUUCAGCGCAUGGAGCCAACGCCUGAGGACGGCCAGGGGGGCCAGGGCGUGAACGGCCCCCCCAGCUCACAGCCGGACAACAUCAACAGCAUACCUCCUGAGGGUGGCAUGACCGAGAGCCAGUCAUGGGUGACGGCCAAAGCCCAGGAAAUGUUCCAAAAGACGAGUAACUGGAGCCCGGACGGACCGUACCCUGAUGACCUCCAUGACAACCGGCACAACCCCCAGACGGUAGAGAUGAGGGAGAUGGGGCGGGACGGGUACUCCGACACUGAGCCCUAUCACCCAGUGGAUGGGCAUGGGCGGACCCUCUCCAUGCCCCGCCUCUCAGCAGACAACCAAAGAGUUCAUGCUGUUUCGCGGAGGAGACACAGACCCCGUGGAAAUAACCUCAGUACCAUCACUGACACCAGUCCAAUGCGCCGCUCCACCUCCAGUUUGGUCCACGGGCGUUCGGGUCGAGGCGUGAGGCUGGACGACUACUCCCUGGAGAGGGUGGUGUCCGAGGAGGGGAGACAAGGAGGAGGACGCAGACACAAGAGUCAUCGCACCUCGCAGCGCUCUCUGACCCGAUACACCGACGCCGAUACGGGACUGGGCACAGACCUCAGCACCACCACGCAGUCAGGUGACCUCCCACCGAAGGAGCGCGAGCGGGACCGCGGCCGGACCAAGGACCGCCGUCACCAUCAUCACCACCACCAUCACCACGGCUCCGUGGACAAAGAACGCUACGGCCCGGACCGCCACGACUACCCUCACAGGCAUCCCCACGACCACCACUGGUCCCGGUCGCCCAGCGAGGGGCCUGAGGGGCGGGGUCACAGACAGGGCAGUAGUUCGGUGAGCGGCAGUCCGGUCCCCUCCACCUCGGGAACCAGCACUCCACGGAGAGGUCGUCGCCAGCUCCCGCAGACUCCAGCCGUCCCUCGUCCACAUGUCACCUACUCCCCUGCUGUUCGCAAGCCCGGCUAUGGCCCACAGGGGCCGGGGCGUCUGCGCUCGCCCUCCCCCCGACACUUCUCCCCACCAGAUCACGACAGAGGCUACCACCACCGACCCCCAUCACGCCAGGCCUCUCCGCACCACGGGGGUUCCUCAUCCCGCCACGGUUCGCCACGUUCCCCGAGGCACCAGUCCCCGCGCUCGCCACUUCACGGCUCACCUAGGUCCCCACACCGAGGUCGCUGGAGUGGGCCCCCAGCUGGGGACAGUCUGGAGGGUGACGGACCCUUCUACGAGCAUGAUUAUGAGUACGAGCGGCACCAUGAGCCCCCUGCCUAUGAGCAGAGUCUCUCUCAUGGAAACCCACAUCCGCAUGGGGGGAAUCCUCACCCUCACCCACGCUCACCUAGGACUGCCCGCCACGGGCCCCCUCCGCCCCCUCACCCGCACCCACGGAGGGUGCCCAAUGGCUACCGUUCAUCCUCACCUUCCCCACAUCGACGAGGACCACCGGGGGUGCCCCCACACCCGCACCACCGGGCCCCUCACGCCAGAGGGCCCCGCAAGGGCCUGCAUGAACCUUAUAGUGAGACGGACGAAGAUGACUGGUGCUAGCAACGAUGGGGAGCAAGGGAUUAGGGAAGGAGUGGAGAAGAGUAGCAGCAGCCUCCGGUGCUCUGGCCUUGGAUAUGAAGACUUUUGAUAAAGCAGUGGCAGUGGAAAUGUUGGGGGGGGGGGGGGCACCCU
Messenger RNA from Solea solea (common sole), 7536 nucleotides. It is a transcript of the gene cacna1ab, whose product is annotated as calcium channel, voltage-dependent, P/Q type, alpha 1A subunit, b. NCBI's taxonomy places the organism in Eukaryota, Metazoa, Chordata, Actinopteri, Pleuronectiformes, Soleidae. Gene Ontology annotation, cellular component: neuronal cell body; voltage-gated calcium channel complex; membrane. Gene Ontology annotation, biological process: chemical synaptic transmission; calcium ion import across plasma membrane. The transcript has 50 exons. The record is from RefSeq and is a predicted model, not a curated record. Gene Ontology annotation, molecular function: high voltage-gated calcium channel activity; calcium ion binding. Bases 115 to 7404 code for a protein of 2429 amino acids.